CUUCAUGUUUCUCUUCAGAGGCGUCCUCAUGACCCUGCUGGGGCUGCUGGGCAGCCUGUUCUUCCUGGGCCAGGCCCUCACAGCCAUGCUGGUGUACGUCUGGAGCCGCCGCAGCCCUCGAGUGAGGGUCAGCUUCUUUGGCCUCCUCACCUUCCAGGCGCCGUUCCUGCCCUGGGCGCUCAUGGGCUUCUCCCUGCUGCUGGGCAACUCCAUCCUCGUGGACCUGCUGGGGAUUGCCGUGGGCCACAUCUACUACUUCCUGGAGGAUGUCUUCCCCAACCAGCCUGGAGGCAAGAGGCUGCUGCUGACCCCCAGGUUCCUGAAGCUGCUACUGGACACCCCAGAGGAGGACCCCAAUUACCUGCCCCUCCCCGAGGAGCAGCCGGGACCCCUGCAGCAGUGACCCCAUCCAGGGCAGGGCCAGCCCCAGGAGCCCGUGUCCCGGCCUCUGGCCGGCCUCCACCCCACCUCUAACUUCUGCUUGCAGCGGAGCAGUCUGUUCUGGAGG
This is a messenger RNA of Diceros bicornis minor, 508 nucleotides long. Its product is annotated as derlin-3-like. Gene Ontology annotation, cellular component: Hrd1p ubiquitin ligase ERAD-L complex; endoplasmic reticulum membrane. Bases 5 to 403 code for a protein of 132 amino acids. Lineage: Eukaryota; Metazoa; Chordata; Mammalia; Perissodactyla; Rhinocerotidae. Gene Ontology annotation, molecular function: ubiquitin-specific protease binding; misfolded protein binding. The record is from RefSeq and is a predicted model, not a curated record. The transcript is spliced from 4 exons. Gene Ontology annotation, biological process: endoplasmic reticulum unfolded protein response.